Molecule: messenger RNA, 309 nt
Organism: Sesamum indicum (sesame)
Lineage: Eukaryota; Viridiplantae; Streptophyta; Magnoliopsida; Lamiales; Pedaliaceae
Source: RefSeq, a predicted model, not a curated record
AUGGGACCACUAGCGUAUCGACUAGCAUUACAAGCAGAGUUGUCACAAAUACAUGAAGUUUUCCAUGUUUCGAAGCUGCGACGAUAUCGGUCUGACCCUGGUCACAUUAUUCAUCAGUCGAAGAUAGAGAUUUUUGAGGAAUUAACAUAUAUGGAAGAAUCAGCAGAGAUUUUGGAUAGAAGCAUAAGAAAAUUGAGAAAUAAGGACAUACUAAUGGUAAAAGUGACAUGGAGUUAUCAUUCCCCGAGAGAGCCAAUUUGGGAAUUUGAGGAGCAUAUGAAAGAGAAGUAUCCCUACUUAUUCCAUUGA